Molecule: messenger RNA, 3302 nt
Organism: Lepisosteus oculatus (spotted gar)
Lineage: Eukaryota; Metazoa; Chordata; Actinopteri; Semionotiformes; Lepisosteidae
Source: RefSeq, a predicted model, not a curated record
CAAGACCAUUUGGUCAGACUGCGCGGGACUAGAGGUAGAAAAGCCCGUGUCGCUCUUUUCAACCCGAGGAGGAGGGGAAAGGAAACCAGUUCGCAGACAAAGGGUUACGAAUUCCUGGAUGGGACGGCGAGUCGUUGAUUGACGCGUUUUACUAUCCGCCUUUAAAAAAAAAGAGAGAUAUUUUUUUUUUCCGUUACUGGAGCGUGUAGCAAUAACGCGCGAUAUGAUCAGACACUAGAAGACUGGAUUCCUCUCUCUUUCCAACACACGGAGGAUAUCGGCUUGCCCGGACGGCGAAUUGCUGAACCCAGACUGCGGGUCAGGCGAGCACCUUCAAAAAGGGGGGGAUUCCCAACUCGAAGAGCUCACCGGGAGUUUCUUUUCGACUGGCCGAGUUCCACGCACGAUUUCGGGAGACAUGGGUGCGAGCCACUGGUUGCCCGCUCUGCUUUCAGUCUCUGUGUUGGUGACUGCCGGCGUCUGUGACUCGGACACGCAGGAAAUGCAAGUGAUUGACCUGCUGGCUCUGCAGGACGCCAGGCAGAGCGCGGCCGCCGUGGAGAAGGUCGCCGCGGCGAUGGGGACGGUGAGCGACAUCUACAUCGUCUCCGCCUUCCGCCUGCCGCCCAAGCUGGGAGGGGUGCUGCUGGGGCUGUACAACAAACAGGACAACACCAAGUACCUGGAGCUGGCCAUCAUGGGCAAGAUCAACAAAGCUCUGGUGCGCUACAUCCGGGAGGACGGCAAGCUCCACACGGUCAACCUGCAGAACGCCAACCUGGUCGACGGGCGCACCCACUCGCUCAUCCUGCGCGUGGGGGGGCUGCGGCGCGACAACCUGGCCUUGGAGAUGUACGUGGACUGCCGGCUGGCCGACUCCAGCCAGGGCCUGCCCGGACUGGUCAAGCUGCCGGCCGAGGCAGACUCGGUGGAGAUCCGCACCGGGUUCAAGGCCUACGCCAGGCUGCAGGGUUCAGUGGAGUCUCUGAAGUUGGCCUUGGGGGGCACAGUGGCCAAGGUUGGGGUCCUGACUGACUGUCCGUUCCAAGGAGAUUCCUCACUGUACAAUACAGUGAACGGUGCUCUGAACACGAUCCUGGGUGACCACACGAAGGCUCUGAUUGGUCAGCUCGUCCUCUUCAACCAGAUCCUGGGAGAACUGAGAGAGGACAUCCGAGAGCAGGUGAAGGAGAUGGCCUUGAUCAGAAACACUAUCCUGGAGUGCCAAGUGUGUGGUUUCCACGAGCCGCGGUCCCGUUGCUCCCCCAAUCCCUGUUUUAAGGGGGUGUCCUGUAUGGAAACAUAUGAGUACCCCGGUUACCGCUGUGGGCCCUGUCCCGAGGGCACCGCUGGCAAUGGCACCCACUGCCAGGACAUUGACGAGUGCUCCCUGGCCCAGCCCUGUUUCUCACCAUCGGGGUGUGUGAACACAGCCUCGGGGUUCCGCUGCGACCCCUGCCCCCCGGGGUACUACGGCCCGCCCCUCAGCGGGGUGGGAGUGGAGUUUGCCAAGAGCCACAAGCAGGAGUGCGCGGACAUCGACGAGUGCGGGGAGGGCAGCAACGCCUGCGUGCCCAACUCGGUGUGCGCCAACACAGUGGGCUCCUUCAGGUGUGGUCAGUGCAAACUGGGCUUUGUGGGCAACCAGACAGCCGGCUGCUUCCCGCGCAAGUCCUGCAGCACGCUGACCUUUAACCCCUGCGACGUCAACGCCCACUGCCUCAUGGAGAGGAACGGGGAGGUGUCCUGUGCGUGCAACGUGGGCUGGGCGGGAAACGGCCACACCUGUGGCCCCGACACCGAUAUUGACGGCUACCCCGACCAAUCGCUGCCCUGCAUCGACAACGACAAGCACUGCAAGCAGGACAACUGCGUCUUCACCCCCAACUCCGGGCAGGAGGACGCCGAUAACGACGGGAUCGGGGACCAGUGCGACGAGGACGCGGACGGUGACGGCAUCAAGAAUGUGGAGGAUAACUGCCGCCUGGUGCCCAACAAGGACCAGCAGAACUCGGACACGGACUCGUUCGGGGACGCCUGCGACAACUGCCCCAACGUGCCCAACAUCAACCAGCAGGACACGGACAGCAACGGGGAGGGCGACGCCUGCGAUAACGACAUCGACGGAGACGGUAUCCCCAACGUCCUAGACAACUGCCCCAAGGUCCCGAACCCCCUUCAGACUGACCGGGAUGGAGACGGGGUGGGCGACGCGUGUGACAGCUGUCCUGAGAUCAGCAACCCCACCCAGACGGAUAUUGACAAUGACCUUGUGGGAGAUGUUUGUGACACCAACCAGGACCUGUCUUUAAAAGAGUCGAAGAGAGGUGGGUUACCUGUUGUGACACACUUUCUGUGUGUGUGUUCCCAGGGCAUGGAGAUUGUGCAGACCAUGAACAGUGAUCCUGGGCUGGCUGUAGGCUACACGGCCUUCAACGGGGUUGACUUCGAGGGCACCUUCCACAUCAACACGGUGACGGACGACGACUACGCCGGCUUCAUCUUCGGCUACCAGGACUCCUCCAGCUUCUACGUGGUGAUGUGGAAGCAGACGGAGCAGGCGUACUGGCAGUCUGUGCCCUUCCGCGCCGUGGCGGCGCCGGGGCUGCAGCUGAAGGCGGUGAAGUCUCGGACGGGGCCGGGCGAGUUUCUGAGGAACGCGCUGUGGAACACGGGCGACACGCCGGGCGAGGUCACCCUGCUGUGGAAGGACCCCCGCAACGUGGGCUGGAGGGACAAGACCUCCUACCGCUGGCACCUCACCCACCGCCCGCAGGUGGGAUACAUCCGGGUGAAGCUGUAUGAAGGGCCUGGAUUGGUCGCUGACUCCGGGGUGAUCAUCGAUACCUCAAUGAGAGGGGGCCGGCUGGGCGUGUUCUGUUUCUCCCAGGAGAACGUCAUCUGGUCCAAUCUGCGCUACCGCUGCAAUGACACUGUGCCUGAAGACUUUGAACCGUUCCGAAAGCAGCUACAGCACAACUACAAGCUGUGAGGGGGGCGUGGCGAGGGGGGCGUGGCGGGCUGUGGGGCGUGAGGAACAGCCCCUACACGAGCGCAGCCUGAACGCCGAGACGCUUCGGGUCCCCACAGUCUCCUGCCCAGUGCAGUUCUUCCUGCAGAGCUGCUGUGAGUGUUUGAGAGAGGGAGAGCCUGUUGAUUUCUGUGUGCAUGCGUGGGUGUGUGUGUGUGUAGAAGGAAUCUUGCCGGGAAUCUGACACUUUCUGCUGAAGAGGUUUCAUUCGUUUCUGAUUUUAUAAGCUGCAGGGUCUUGGGCAAAAAUAUACUGAUGGAGGGGAAACAAA